Messenger RNA from Ambispora gerdemannii, 815 nucleotides. Lineage: Eukaryota; Fungi; Glomeromycota; Glomeromycetes; Archaeosporales; Ambisporaceae. The record is from the annotation of a GenBank genome assembly.
UUAAACUAGAAGCUGAUAAAAUUGGCACUCAAGGAGAAAAGAUUGGUAUUGAAGAAGGUAUCAAAAGUACUUCUAAAAAAAAAGGCGAAAAGCAAGCCGAAAAGAAACGAUUAGAAAAUCAAAAAGCAAGUUUAGAACAAAUGCGUGAUGAUGCUAAAUUACAAUCUAUUACCGAAAUAGAAAACUUAAUUGAUAGCAUUUGUGGUGCUGGAAUAGGUUCUAAAUUGUAUACUAUUUACGAAAUUCAGCGAAUGAAAUUUAAUAUUGCUAAUUUAAAAAAAAAAUGUGCUGAGCAAUCACAAGAUGUAAAAUCCAAGUAUAUCACUAUGGAGAGUGAUAUAAAGACCGAAAUAGAAGAUAAAUUAGCUGGACCAGUUAUAAAAAUAAAAGAAUUUGAAGAUUUGGGAAAAGAUAUGGAUGAAAGAAUUGCCAGAGCAGCAGAGUUGGAGAAAUUAAUCACUUACAAGGAAGCAUUUGAGGAGACGGCUAAAAUUCGUCAAUUAGAUGAGCAGGAAAAACUAGAACUACAAGCGAUUAAGGAUAAAAUAGCGGGCAAAUAUAUUCCUAAAAAAGAUGACAAAAGCUCAAAUAUUACCCUAUCUGAGUUUCAAUCAAUGCCUGUUUUUGCUAACGCUGAUCAAUCCUUGCUAGAUAAAUGGAUGAAUCUGGACAAAGCCAACGGCAAGUACAAGAAAAAGGCAGCAAUUGAAGAAUUAGUUAACCGAGUUAUUGGAGAUACUACUAAAAAAGGCAAGUUCGUUGAGCAUAUCAAAAAUGACAGCAAUGCUACGGGUGCCAAUUUUAUCAGCUUCUAG